AAUAUGCACAGCACAGACAACAGCGCCAACAAGACCACUAAGGGGAAAGAACUAUUAGAUUAAAUAGAAAGGCAAUAAAUAAUGUCGCUUGCAGUUCCAUUGAAAGAUAUCCAAAGGGCACAAACGACGUUAAAGGGGACAGCUUUCAGAACGCCGCUUGUCCCGUUGAAUUACUCUGCUUCAGAAGCUAUCAAGAUUUACUUGAAACUUGAAAACCUACAACCUAUUGGCUCAUUCAAAUUAAGAGGGGCUUACAACGCUAUCAACUGUAUUCCACAUGAAAAACUAUCUAAUGGUGUUUACACAGCCAGUGCUGGGAACUUUGCCCAGGGUUUAUCAUGGGGAGCCAAGCAGAUGAAGAUACCAUGUAAUACUAUUGUUCCAGACCAUGCGCCACAGACCAAAUUAGAUGCCAUUGAGAGACUAGGUGGAAAGUAUUGCAAGGUGCCUUUUAAUACAUGGUGGACAGUCAUUCAGGAGCAUCACUGCGAUGGAGUUGCCGGGACCUUCAUUCAUCCAGUUUGUGAAAAGACUGUCAUGGCAGGUAAUGGUACUAUUGGACUUGAGAUUUUAGAAGACCUUCCAGAAGUUGAUGCUGUAAUAAUGCCAUUUGGUGGUGGUGGACUAAGCUGUGGCAUUGCCUCAGCUUUUCAUGCUCUCAAACCUAGUGCCAGAAUGUACGCUUGUGAAGUAGAAACUGCUGCACCGCUGGCUGAGUCAUUCAAGAUACAAAAACCAACUUCCUGUGAUUACAAGGCAAGUUUUGUGGAUGGCAUGGGAGGGAAGUCAGUGCUUGAUGAGAUGUGGCCAAUGGUAAAGGAACUUCUCAUAGAUUCUUUGGUAGUUAGUUUACAGGAGGUGGCAGAUGCAGUGAAGUUAUUGGUGGAGAGAAAUCGUGUUGUGGCAGAAGGUGCUGGUGCGGCCCCUGUGGCGGCAGCACUGGCUGGGAAAGCAGGCACUGGGAAUAUUGUAUGUGUUAUAUCUGGAGGAAACAUUGACACAGAUAAACUGAUACCAAUUCUUCAAGGAAAGGUACCCGUCAAAUAGUAUCCUAAUUACUACAGUUACUGGUUUCAUAUACUUUGUAAGCAGCAAACAAGACAGAAACAAUUUUCAGAAAUAUAUUUCUAUUUGUCAACAAUGUCUUUUUAAAUCUUCACAUGAUUGAGAUAUUUAUUUUGACAUAGUGUUGAUAGUGUGCCUCUUGUCACUUGAAACAUGUGACAAUAUCCCCUUUUGGGCACAUAUUAACACAGGAUUUAAUAAAUUAAAGUAGGUGAUGUUUGUGAUUAAUGAAACAAGUUAAUUAAUAUGAUUAUUUUAUUAGUCUUGUUUUUCUUUUACCCGUCAGCUGUAUAUGUUACAAGACAACCA
This is a messenger RNA of Lingula anatina, 1374 nucleotides long. RefSeq lists its product as uncharacterized. The record is from RefSeq and is a predicted model, not a curated record. Gene Ontology annotation, biological process: L-threonine catabolic process; L-serine catabolic process. Lineage: Eukaryota; Metazoa; Brachiopoda; Lingulata; Lingulida; Lingulidae. Gene Ontology annotation, molecular function: threonine deaminase activity; L-serine ammonia-lyase activity.